UCUCCUUCACCUCCUUAGUUCGCCCCUCUCGCCUCUUCAAUUUCUGCAAGCAAGCCCCUACCCUAGCCAGAAGAGAACGUACAAACAAACCUACAAUGGCGGAAGGUCUCGUUCUCCGUGGAACCAUGCGUGCCCAUACCGACAUGGUCACCGCCGUCGCCACCCCCAUCGACAACUCCGAUAUGAUUGUCACCGCCUCACGUGACAAGUCCAUCAUUCUGUGGCAUCUCACUAAGGAAGAGAAAACAUACGGUGUCCCACGACGUCGUUUGACUGGACACUCUCACUUCGUCCAGGACGUUGUUCUUUCAUCCGAUGGACAGUUCGCUCUCUCCGGCUCCUGGGACGGUGAGCUCCGUCUGUGGGACCUGGCUGCCGGUGUCUCCGCACGCCGUUUUGUUGGCCACACAAAGGACGUUCUCUCUGUAGCCUUCUCUAUCGAUAACCGUCAGAUCGUUUCGGCCUCCCGUGACCGCACGAUCAAGUUGUGGAAUACUCUCGGUGAAUGCAAGUACACCAUCCAAGACGGUGACGCCCACACCGAGUGGGUUUCUUGUGUUAGGUUCAGCCCUAAUAAUCUCCAGCCUACAAUCGUCUCUGCGUCAUGGGAUAAGACUGUGAAAGUUUGGAACUUGAGCAACUGUAAGUUGAGGUCCACUCUGUCAGGGCACACUGGAUAUGUGAAUACUGUGGCGGUGUCACCUGACGGUUCCUUGUGCGCCAGUGGAGGGAAAGAUGGAGUAAUAUUGUUGUGGGAUUUGGCGGAGGGCAAGAGAUUGUACUCGUUGGAUGCAGGGGCUGUGAUUCACGCUCUGUGUUUCAGUCCAAACAGGUACUGGUUGUCUGCUGCAACUGAGCAGAGUAUUAAGAUCUGGGAUCUCGAGAGCAAGAGCAUUGUGGAGGAUCUUAAAGUUGAUUUGAAGACCGAGGCUGAGAAAAGUGAGGGCACCACCGCUACUACCACCAUAAAAAAGAAGAACAUCUACUGCACGAGCUUGAGCUGGAGUGCAGAUGGAAGCACCUUGUUUAGUGGAUAUACAGAUGGUGUGAUCAGAGUGUGGGGAAUUGGGCGCUACUAGGAAGGAAGAAGAAGACUGAGAGUUGCUGUUUUUCGUAUUUUUGAUGACAAACUAGUUGAAGUUGCAGGUUGGAACAGCUAUUAUUGUUAGAUUUUAUGCAAAAUGUUUCCAAGGAUAUUUUGAUUUUCUUAUUUUAUUUGGAUGUUGUAGGCUUUGAGGCCUAUGCUAUUUUGGUUUGGCUAUUAUUUAGAUAUUACAUUUCUAAAAAAAUAGUUAUGGGUGUGAUGCGAUCUUACAUUUGUUAAGAUGUCAAUUAAAGACGGAAACAUGGCUCUGGAGGAAAAAUGCUCAAAAUUUAUCUGUGA
Molecule: messenger RNA, 1384 nt
Organism: Mangifera indica (mango)
Lineage: Eukaryota; Viridiplantae; Streptophyta; Magnoliopsida; Sapindales; Anacardiaceae
Product: guanine nucleotide-binding protein subunit beta-like protein
Exons: 2
Coding region: 96-1079 (327 amino acids)
Biological process (GO): rescue of stalled cytosolic ribosome; positive regulation of protein phosphorylation
Cellular component (GO): cytosol; nucleus
Molecular function (GO): ribosome binding; protein kinase C binding; translation regulator activity
Source: RefSeq, a predicted model, not a curated record